Pleurotus ostreatus (oyster mushroom) is the source of this 777-nucleotide messenger RNA. RefSeq lists its product as uncharacterized. The coding region runs from base 1 to 777 and encodes 258 amino acids. The transcript is spliced from 2 exons. NCBI's taxonomy places the organism in Eukaryota, Fungi, Basidiomycota, Agaricomycetes, Agaricales, Pleurotaceae. The record is from RefSeq and is a predicted model, not a curated record.
AUGUCGACUCUCGGAAACAUCACCCUCUCCUCUUCCGCUUCCACCCCCAACGUGGUUGAACGUUCACCUGCUGAGGCUGCUGACCAGACCCUGUCCACCUCAACCGCGUCGCUGUCGUUCUACGCGGCCAGCUUGAACAUGAAAGACCGUCGGGCCUAUGAGCGGGAACGACAGCGUUCUAAGAAGACCGCAGAGCUCGUAAAGAACCGCGCGCUGAAGGAGCAGACACCCAGCCCUCCUGGAACACUCAGCGCGCCGCUCAGAGCUCUGUGGGCGCGUACGGUCUCAGGGAGACAACGCGAACACCCUCACGCCCAGCACGCCCAGCACGCCCAACCACAGGACUCGUCGACAUGCGCACCAUUCGCUGACAACGCUCCCAAGAGGGGCUUGUCAUCGCUGUUCACAGCUGUGGAUGAUGACAUGGUUACCGUGGACUCCCCCGGAGCACAUCCGUCGCGUCCUCUAUCUCCUCUACGCUCUGGCCGUAGCUCACCCAAACCUGAAGUGGCGCUUGUGGAUCUCAUCAACACGACAUCCCGAGUGCCUCGGAAGUCACGGAAAGGCAAAGAUGGAGAUUUCGAGUUCGUACCGCCUGUUCGCUCCGUCAUAGCUUUGGACGACAGUGACGCCCGAGAGCUGGGCGACGACACGGCGCUCAAUGAGCCUUGGGAGCAUGUCUAUUCGUCGGCAGGCGGGGAUGGAGACUUGGAGCCUGAGGUCGACUCGGGUCCUUACAAGGUCCCAUCCUACGCAGCCGUUCUGGCGACUAAGUGA